Messenger RNA from Saccostrea echinata, 9480 nucleotides. RefSeq names its product F-actin-monooxygenase MICAL3-like. The record is from RefSeq and is a predicted model, not a curated record. Lineage: Eukaryota; Metazoa; Mollusca; Bivalvia; Ostreida; Ostreidae. Gene Ontology annotation, molecular function: protein binding. The transcript is spliced from 29 exons. Bases 34 to 6438 code for a protein of 2134 amino acids.
CAAUCGUGAGAUACAGAUAGGGAUGAGAUAGUGAUGGGUACUCAUGGUGGAAGUGUGGACUACAUUUUCGACAGCUUCCUCAAGGCCGGAACCUGUAAGUCCAUUCUCGGCUCAUUCCAUCAGCUCUGUGAGGUCCUCGAACUAAAACACACCAACCAUCGACUGUUCUACCGUCGUCUCAGUAACCAGCUGACAUCAUGGAAAGCUCAGACUGUGUGGGUGAAGCUAAACAAGAGAAUGGCUCAGAAAGAAUACAAGAAAGGGGAAGCAUGUGCCAACACAAGGGUCCUGGUGAUUGGGUCCGGUCCUUGUGGUCUGCGGACAGCUAUAGAAGCGGCUUUCCUUGGCUGUAAGGUGGUGCUGGUUGAGAAGCGGGACAGUUUCUCACGGAACAAUGUCCUACAUCUCUGGCCGUACCUCAUCACUGACCUAAAGAAUCUGGGGGCCAAAAAGUUUUUUGGAAAAUUUUGUGCUGGUGCUAUUGACCAUAUAAGCAUUCGACAGUUACAAUGUAUACUGAUGAAGGUGGCGCUACUGGUCGGAGUGGAAAUUCACGUCAAUGUUAGUUUUGAUGGACUGAUUGAACCAACAGAGGAGAAGCCUGGUGUAGGAUGGCGGUGUGCCUGUACCCCAAGUGAUCAUGUAGUUUCGGAAUAUGAGUUUGACGUUUUGAUUGGUGCUGAUGGAAAAAGGAACACACUUCAAGGUUUCAGAAGGAAGGAGUUCCGUGGAAAAUUAGCCAUAGCAAUAACAGCAAACUUCAUCAACCGCAACACGACAGAGGAGGCUAAAGUGGAGGAAAUCAGUGGUGUGGCUUUUAUCUUUAAUCAGAAGUUCUUCAAGGACCUGAACGAAAAAACAGGAAUCAAUCUGGAAAACAUUGUGUAUUACAAAGACGACACUCACUAUUUUGUAAUGACCGCAAAAAAGAACAGUUUACUGGACAAAGGUGUAUUACGAGAGGACAGGACAGACACGGCUCUAUUGUUGUCACCGGAUAAUAUUGACAGGGAUGCUUUACUGGAUUACGCAAAAGAGGCGGCAAAUUUCUCCACUAACUUUGCUUUGCCAAAUUUAGAAUAUGCGAUUAAUCAUUACGGACAACCAGAUGUGGCCAUGUUUGAUUUUACUUCCAUGUUUGCAGCUAUGAAUGCUUCCAGAGUUGUCGAUAGAAAUGGCCACAAGCUUUUAAUUGGACUUGUUGGAGACAGUUUGUUAGAGCCAUUUUGGCCCACAGGAUCGGGCUGUGCUCGUGGAUUCCUGGGUGGAUUCGAUGCUGCCUGGAUGAUUCGGAGCUGGGCUUCGGGGAAAAUGACGCCACUCCAGGUCAUAGCCGAGAGAGAAAGCAUCUAUCAGCUCUUGUCACAAACUACACCAGAAAACCUCAGCAAGAAUUACAGUGAAUACACAAUUGACCCAAACACAAGGUACCCUAACCUCAAUACAAAGUUACUCCGCAUUGAACAAGUGAGACAUUUAUACGACUGUGGAGAUCGAUCGUAUGAAGAUGAAAUCCUUGAUUUACCAGCCAAACGUCCCAGAAGUGAAGAGUUGAUAGACAGCUAUACCUUGUUACACUGGUGCCAGCGUGUCCUAAAUAACAAGUUCCGUAACGUCCACAUCAUUGACCUGACCACGUCCUGGAGGAGUGGACUCGCCCUGUGUGCCUUAAUACACACCUUUAAACCUAGUCUUAUAGAGUUUAACUCCUUGUCGUCAUUAGACGUGGCUAAAAAUAACCAGUUGGCGUUUGAUGUGGCCCACACAGAGCUGGGUAUCAGUCCAGUGAUGACCGGUCAGGAGAUGUCCACCUGCUCCUGUCCUGACAAACUGACCAUGGUCAGCUAUCUGUCCGAGUUCUACCACAAGUUCCACAAAGAAAGGAAUCCAAGUGUGGAGUCCCCUGUCCGAAGGGAAAGCCAUAAAUCUCCUCUACACAGAACUCUUCUACAGAAAAUCCGCAGUAGUGCCAAAUUCUCCAGAUCUAAGAGGAAUUCUAAAAGGGAGGAAGAGAAGAAUGAACACAACACGUCACUGAGUCGCAAAAAGUACAGGGAGGAAAUCAAACAACACAAUGGUGAUGUCCAGCUCACCCGAUACAGUAAAUUACCAAUGGAGGAGAUUGCCAACAAACUUACAGUCGACAAAAAAGAUGAUAUUAAUGUCAAACUGAACAGUGACCUUCAGUCCAAUGUCAAGGUCAGCCAGAUGGCAGAGAUUUUGGUGUCAAAGUUCAAACAAGGCUUGGAGCCACCAGUUAAACAAAAAGUGAAAACGACUGGUGUUCUGUUGGCCGCCCAGCCAGAGAGUGAGAUCUGCUAUUUCUGUAAGAAACGUGUGUAUAUCAUGGAGAGAAUGUGUGCUGAGGGCAUCUUCUUCCACCGUGGGUGUCUCAAAUGUGAUUUCUGUGAGUGUGGACUGAGAGUAAACAACUACAGCUGUGAUAGACUGACAGGGAGUGAAGUGAAGUUUUACUGUUUCCGUCACUCUAAGCCUGAGAUGAGAUUAGGUCGUGCCAAGAGAAAGCGGGCAUUCGAAGAAGAUACUUCAAAAGAGAACAUACCAAAAAUUGUGGAGGAUAUUGUUAAAACACCCAGAAAGGAAACAUUGACUGACUCCCCUAAAAAAAUACCAGUCAUUAAAAAAGGAAGGAAAGAUACAAAAACCCCUCUCACCCCUCCUCUGGCCCCUGAGACAGAUUACAUCAAAGCUAAGAAAACUCCAGAGAGAAUCGAGUUUGAAAACAGCAUCGACGGACUUCCGGAGGAAUCAGAAGAGGAAUUAACAGAACACAAUCUACGAGCCUCGAUGUCACGUGAUGCCAUGUUGGAAGAAUUUAGUGAUGAAGACCUAUCAGACUCUGACCUUGAUGACCUGGAGCUAGCAGCUAUUCUACAGGGAUGGUCCAGUGAUGAUGAUGAGUUACAGGAAGCUGUGGAAUCAACGUACGGACAUAAUGUCAGCAAGGACCUGACACUGGAGGAAGCUCUGGCUGUCGUGGAAACACUCAAACGUAAAUCUUACGAGAAUCUGAUGGAGGCUGUGGAUCAGGAGGGAGAGGAAGAAUCAGAGGAUGAUACAGACACGGAGUAUGAAGCCUCUGAAGCAGACUCAGAUUUGGAAGAAAUGGAAUACGAAGAUUCCUCCCCAGAAAAACCCAAUAAAGAUAUUGUUCAGGAAGAAAAUUUAGUGCAGAAUAGUAGUCCUCAGAGGAAGGCUAGGGCCGACUUCUUUACGUCCCCUCCAGAACCACUGCGACUUGACCCUUGGAAAAUGUUCGAGAAGACACCAGAGAGGGAGGUGAAGAAAGACAAAGAGGAGGAGGUGGUGGUCAGUGAAGAGGAGGGAGAAAAUAAAGAGGAGGAUCUAAUGGUGGUGCUAGAAGAUGAUGGAGUAGAAGAUCAGGAAGAAGAGAUUGAGGAUGAGGAAGGUGGGGAAGAAGCACCAGAGGAGGAAGAGGAAGAUGACAAAACAGCAAUGAGCCGACAAAUGCAGAUGAUCUUGGAGGAUAUUGAUCAGAAGUCAUCAGUCAGUGACUCGGGGGAUGUUCUCAGAUCUUCUGUCAGUGAUACUGGUGAAGCAAGGUCCAUCAUUAGUGACGCUGAUCAAUCCGCUAGCGAGAAUGAUGACGUGUUCCCAGGUGGAGACACACAGCAGGCUGUUUUACAGAGUGUCAGGAAUGUGUCCUCAUCAAACUCUAACUCAAGUCAAUCAACUAGAGAGGCUGUUCUGAACAGUGUGAAGAACAUGGAGAAUUCAGAUUUGAUGGAACAUAAUUUUCAGGAGGUUGAUGAUCGCUUUGUCACAAAAGGAAGGGGUAGUGCAAGAAAGAAAAAACGUGUUCAGCAUAGGAAUUCAUUUGGAUCUGAUUCUAGUUUUACAAUAUCCACUCCAAGUGAAUCGUUGCGAUCAUCCAUAAGUUCUCUUGCUGCAGACAUUGAAGUGUUGGAGAAUGACGCUGAAUCUCCAGACAAAGAUAUGAUUAGAGAUUAUUGUCUUACACUAAGUCAUGCACUUGGAGAAAGCUUUGAUGAUGAUGAUGAAAAUUUAGGUGAUGUUCCUCAAAAUUAUGAGGAUACUCCAAGAACAAUUGGUCAAGAAGAGUUUAGUCCACGUGAAAACCUAGACAACACUCUGAUUGAAGAAGAAGCUGAUGUGAAUUCUAAUGGCAGAAAGAGCAGUUUCUAUGAAACUCCCAAUGCCAGUGUUAGAGAGGAACAAUAUUUCUCUGUCAGUGAUCAUGAGUCUAGUCUCAAGUCGAAUACAACAAGUGCAAUAUCUAGUCAUGGUGUUAGUGAUAUUUUCAGUAGUGAUGCCAGGACUACUAGUACAGACAACAAGAUGUCUAGUGCAUCAACUCCAUCUUCCAUAUCAGAUAAUCAAGAACUAACUGAUAAAAACAGUAAUGUUGUGAUCACUGAACCACGUAAAUCAGUGGAAGGGAAACUGAACAGUGAUGGAACUCCCUGGAGAGCACUACCUCCUCUCCCAACACUGGCCAGCACCUCAAACUUUGAAAAGAGUUCAAGUGAAAAAUCAAAGGUUGUGAAGAAAGAGAAAUCCACCGACAAAACAGAGGGGAUGAGAAAGCUUCCUGACAUCUCUAACCUCAAAAGCAAUGUUAACCAGCGCGAGUUUCAGAGUAACUUUAUGAGGCAGCAUCUGGGCUCCCCAAGAUCUGAACAGCAGGAGAUGGCUUCUCCAACAGGGAAGUCUAGUGAGAGUGAUUCUGGCAAAAAGACAAAGAUCUCUGUGGAUCAUGCAAAACUGAAGUCCAUGAGUAGUCUAGAGGACAGUUCCAGUCAGGGUGAGGAGAAAUCCAAGAAAAAGAUUGCAGUCGACUUGCAACUUCGUGAACGAAUCAAGACAGAGACUGUGGAAACCAAACCAGGAGUGACUGGAAAAGGCAGCCAUAUUGAUGAUAUUCCAUUUGCAGAUGACAGUGAUGAUGAGCCAGGACAAGAGAAAUUUUUCACUCCGGCCACGAGUAAAAAGAGGGAACCAGUCAGAGUGGAGGGUGCUGGGAAGGAGGUGAGAAAGAGGCUGCUUCCAAUGCCCCCACAGGAAAGUGUUCAGAACAUGCCCAGUAUUGACCACAUCAAGGAAAUCAAGAAGGCUGAAAUGGAGAGUGCCAGAGAGAAGGCAAGACAGAGGGCCAGAAUGAAGAGUGAUGAAGAACUAGGGAUAAAGAAUGUAGCAUACACACCCAAGGUUAAAGGACUGCUGAAGCGUAGUACCUCAAAUACACCAAGUACAAGUGACUUCAUAUCUGACAGUGAUGAUCCUAGUAAAGUGUUACACUCCACCCCAGUGGAGAAAGCAGAAGUGCCAAAACCAGAAAUCAAAUCAAGUGGGAAGACAAAAAAGAGUAAAAAGAAGAGCAUGGACUUAGAUUUGACUCUGUCUGAGAAGUCAGAUGGGGACACAAGUAAAGAGAAAGUGAAGAAGAAAAAAUCCCUGCUUCAAAUAUUGAAGCCUGGGAAGGACAAGUCUCCUAAAGAGCUGAAGGACAAACGAUCAUCCUCCAAUGACACUCUGGAAGAAAAAACUCCAAAGAAGAAGAAGAAAACUCCAAAGUCUGACAAGAAAAAGAAGAAAAUGAUGUCAGAAUCGGGACUCGAAAAGUUGGAUAAGGAUCUGAGUGAAUUAAAUUUACAGGGUAUGAAGGAGAGAUUUACUUUAGAGAAGAGACACACACCCACAAGGAGGUAUGCUGUAAGGAAGACGAUACCACCAAAAGCUGAUCUUGAUGAGUUUUCAGACUCAGAUGACAGUAAAAUGGACACACUGAAGAAAUCAAAGGAUCGUCGCACAAUGUCUGAGGAUGAACUGAACUAUCGUAUUGCAAAACGUGUACAAUCAGCAGCCAGGAAACACAUGAAGCAGCAGGAACAGAAGAGACUGAGAAUGGCACAGGAAAUCCAACGACAGUUGGAAGAAGUGGAUGUCAAACAGAAGGAGCUGGAGGAAAGAGGAGUCAUAGUAGAACGGGCACUUAGAGGGGAGGGGCAAGAUGCUGGUCGAGAGGAAUCUGAACUAAUGCAGGAAUGGUUCACUCUGGUGUAUGAGAAGAAUGCUCUUGUCAGAUACGAGUCAGAGCUCAUGGUCAAUGCCCAGUACAUGGAGCUGGAGGACAGACAUGGCCGUUUGGAGCAGGAACUCAGAGAGAAGAUGUCUGUAGACAUAUUUGAUUUUAAAUUUGAUUCUGAGAAAACUCCAGCACAAGCGGCUGAAGAAAAGCGAAUCCUCGAUGAACUUCUGGAGGUCGUCGAGGAAAGGGAUAAAUUAGUAGCUAUGUUAGAGGAAGAAAGAGUCAGAGAGCGAGAAGAAGACCGAGACUUAGAGGCCAUCAUGAACGCCAAGGGGUACAGCCUCGCCCCCACAGACUACGCCCAGAAAAUCAAAUUCUCCUCCAAAGUCUUCCCCCUCUCCUGCUAGAAUCACCCUUAUGACUGUCAGAAUCACCUUCAUGUUGUGUCAUCUGAUAGAGUACAUCCAUAUAUCCAGUAGUAUGCCUCAAAUUCUGCUUUCUUAAAGCUGCCUAGUUUUACCCUAACCUUGGGCACCAAUCAAAUUAUGUUGUCACUUGACUGGUGUAGACAUGACAUCUAAUUAACAUAAAAGAUUUUGAUAAAGCCCUGUCCUCUGAGAGGAUAAUAAUGGCCACUGAUCACAAAGUGAUGUUUUUUUUUCUAUGAUCCCAUCAAAUUGCUGUCAGUUUCAUUAAAAAUUGAAAGAUUAAGUACAUUAUUAAUAAUAGUAUGUCUACAUGUGUGAUGUAUUGUUGACUGUCAAGAGAUACAGUGUGUGUUAUACAUAUUUUAUUUUCAUUUCAGCAUUAUAGUUUUCAAUGCCAUUUUGAGAGGUAUAAUUAAGUGUGGACUUGCAAUGCUUAAUGUGAAGUCAUAUUGAUAUUAUAUAAAUCGUAUUAUCUUUUAUGGAUAUAACGUUCAUGGUUUCAUGACUAGCAGUAUAUCAUUGGUUUAAUACAGUUUUAUUAAAUUUUUAUGUGAUCCAUUAUGAUCUUUUGUCUAUGACUGUGAAUUUUUUGUUUGUUUGAUAUAUAUUACUUGAGAUCUUUUAAUAAAUUAUUAAUUUGAUAUUAAAUUAUUGCUGAUGUAUUUAAAUAUGUAUCAUGUAUUAUCAAACAACCAAUAAGACAUUUUUACAGUUAUAGAAGUUUGUAAAUAAGAAGUGUAAAUUAAGUUGUUGAACAAUCAAACAUGUUUACUGUCUCGGAAACAUAGUGUACUGUUACCAUGGUGAUGGAGUAGGCCAGUUAUAGAAAAAUAUAGCAGUUAUAGAAAAAUAUGGAAAACUGAAUCUCUUUUGUCCACUAGUCAAAGGUCUCCUCUAUGAAAUAAAUCUGAUUCUCAUGAAUUUAAUGAAACAGUUACCCUUACAAUUAUAUCUUUAAAUUUGCUAGGUUCAUAAUAGGGAUAGAUUUUAAUGAGACAGUCAACAGAACAGUAGCUUAUGGACAGUUUAAAUAUUGUACUGCUCUUCAAUAUCUAAAAUUCACAUUCACAAUUUUCUGUUAUUUUACACAAAUAUAUUCAAUAGUUUGCAUAAUGUUACAACCUUUUCACAAUUUUUUGAUUUACAUGUACUAUAUAUUAAUAAGUAAUUACAUGAAUGUCAUUAUAAAACAAUGGUCAGAAUUAUCUUUUGGUUUGAAAUGACCUCCAUGUCAAAAUUUAAAAAUUCUUAUAUCAAACUGUCAUGGAGUGUGUAAUAUAUCCUUACUGGAUUUAGAAUAAUGUUAAAAAACAUCAUACAUACUUCCACCCACCUCACAAGUAGCAAAAGAAUCAAAUACUUCAUUCAUUAAUGACACAGCAAAGUUUAAUGAAUAUUAUUUAACUUAUAAUUAUCAUUAAUUUUGCUAAGAAUGUACUUGAAUCCUUAGGUGCUAAAAAUCAUUUAUUUUUAUUGCUUUAAAAGUGCUGGCAUACGAUGUCCAUUACAUGCAUUAUCUCAAAAAAGCACUUAAUGGAAACAUACAUCUAUAUAUAAAACACUUGAAAGAAGAAGACAAGUCAAUAUGUAAUGUACAUGUAGAUUUUAAAUGAUAAAAUCUUAAAAUUUGUCUUAGCAACAAAAUCAAGGAAAAUACAUUCAUUUUUAAACUUAUUCAUGUAAUUGUUUAGCUACAUUUGGAAGAUUUGUAGGUUAAAGAGGUGCGGUCACUUUAUUACAUUUAGUUAUUUUAAAUGUCUUAGAUUUGGUAUAUAAUGAUAUUAUUUUAUAAAUGGAUGUGUGUUAGGGCAAAGGGUUCUAUAUAUGUAGUUGUUUAACAAUUUUUUUGUUCUGUGAAGUCAAGUUUUUUGGAAGAAAACGAUUGUCAGCACAACAACUUGGAGUAGAAUUUGGAUUAAAAUUUUCAUUAAAACAACCACAAAUUAUUAGGAACAAGUUAUGUGUAUAUGUUUAUGUAUAAUGAAAGGUUAUUUAUGAGAUCAAAUAGUAUGAUAGCUGUCUGUUAAAAGUUUUAAUUGUGUUGGGAAAUCCUUGUUUUGACACUGGUAUUAUCCAAUCCCGUUCUUUGACUGUUUAUUUAUUUUAUUUUUUUUUUUUGCGUAAAAUAUGUAGACUACUUACAUGUAAUUGUGGCACUUGAACUUUCCUAUAUAUAGCUCUUUAUUGUUUACGUUGUCAAUGUCAGAAUCUUUGAUCAAUUGUUUUGGCCAGCUUUGGACUCUUAACGUUAUCUCUCAUUUAUCUGCUUUUUUACAUGAAAAAAAUGGUUAAAUAUUCAAUACUUGGGAAAUAUGCACAGCCAUGAGUUUUGAAAAUUGAAUUAAAGUAAACGUUUCAGAAUGUUGAGAGCAAAUUUUAUCUGACCAUUCUUUAUGGGUACAAGCAACAUUAGAUGAAUGGCCGAGAUAAAUCUGAUUGAAAAAUAUAAUUGAAGCAAUAUUUUAUGAAAUCUUUUCAGGAUUGUGUAUUAUUAUUUUUUUCUAAUUGACAAAAUAUCAUUCCAGAUUCUUAACAUCAAUGUAGGUAAUUUUUAUUUCAGAAUAAAAACGUUAUGAAUAUAAAUAUUUACAUUUUUUCUCUACAUAAAGAAAAAUCUUGAGGCAAUGCAAAUGAACAAAUAAGGUUUCGUUGCAGUAAAAAAUUCUUUAUUGAAAUUUUAUUUUCUGGUUGUAUUUCAUUUUUAUUUCUAAUGUCAGGGUUGUGAAAGUGUUUAUUUAUUAAGUCAGUAUUUUAAAUAUUGGUUUUUUUCUAAACAGAUCAAAUGGCAAAUACAUACGUAUUUAGGUUCAGUUCUUGCUUGAAAUCCAUAAGCUGACAGUUAGAGAUUUUUGUUGAUGUUGUGUUAUAUUUAAAUUAAUCAUAUUCUCUGUGCUUUAUGAUAUAGCUGACCCCUGCAAUGUCUUCAGUUUAAAAUGUAAACCUUGUUGAGCUGGGUGUUUUGUUUAGUGAAACAGUGUGUGCAGAUAAUAUGAGCAGAAAGAAUAAAUGCUGAUUGCUAUA